Odontomachus brunneus is the source of this 2894-nucleotide messenger RNA. RefSeq names its product ribosome-releasing factor 2, mitochondrial (gene mRRF2). Gene Ontology annotation, molecular function: GTP binding; translation elongation factor activity; GTPase activity. Gene Ontology annotation, biological process: mitochondrial translation; ribosome disassembly. The coding region runs from base 517 to 2838 and encodes 773 amino acids. The record is from RefSeq and is a predicted model, not a curated record. Gene Ontology annotation, cellular component: mitochondrion. The transcript is spliced from 4 exons. Lineage: Eukaryota; Metazoa; Arthropoda; Insecta; Hymenoptera; Formicidae.
UCGUGGUACGACUCAAUAAUGGGUCAGCCGCCUCUUAUUUCUCAAAUAAUAUAACUCAAUGACGAAAUAGAUUGACUUUUUAUUUUUCAAUAGUAUGACCGAAAAGUGAUUCAGGUUUUUUAUCUACUGCUAAGAAAUAAUAGUCCAUUUAACUUAAUGUUAGGUAAUUGUGUACAGAAAAAUAAAAAUCCAUUUGCACUUGAAAUGCAUAAUUAACCUAAAAGAAUAAUUCCUAUGCUUUUUAAAACUGCACGUUAUAUAAAGUUAUCACAUUAUUAUACUAUUAACAAGUCAAUAAGUUUUUUAUGAAACACUGAAGAGAAAUGUAACGUUUCUUCGAUUAUUCGACAAAUUUAUCUAAUAUAGUAUAACAACCCUAUCAAAAUAUACAAAGUUUAUACACGUUUGUCAUGUAAAAAUAAUAAUUUCGGGUAAACACACAGUAUUCUUAAUCAAGAAACAAGUUUGCAAAACAGGUUGUGUUCUGCAAGUUCGACAAGUAAAACUAUCAACAAGAUGUUGAAGCAUAAUUUUGUAAGGACUUCGUGGUGUAAACUACGCAUACGAUAUACGCAUAAAAGUGCUUCUCUCCCAGAGACAAAAGGAAAAGAAUUGGAGAUUACUAAGAUUCGUAACAUUGGCAUAUUGGCACAUAUUGAUGCUGGAAAAACCACGACGACAGAAAGAAUGUUAUUCUAUUCAGGCUUGAUCAAAAGCAUGGGAGAGGUACACCAUGGUAACACAGUCACUGAUUAUAUGGAACAAGAACGUCAACGUGGGAUAACCAUCACCUCAGCUGCUGUUACAUUCAACUGGAAAGAUUAUCGCUUCAAUUUGAUAGAUACUCCGGGCCAUAUAGAUUUUACCAUGCAGGUGGAGCAAACUCUGCAAAUAUUGGAUGGUGCAAUUGUAGUUUUGGAUGGUACAGCUGGUGUAGAGGCGCAGACAUUGACAGUUUCCAGGCAGGCUGAUAGGUACAAUAUUCCAAGAAUAAUUUAUAUUAACAAAAUGGACAGACCAGAUGCUGAUUUUAACAUGUGUUUACGUUCCAUCGAAUCCAAGUUGAAUGUAGAGACAUUACCCACCCAAAUUCCUGUGCAGAAGGCAGGAGUCUUAGAGGCUAUUGUGGAUGUGAUAAAUAUGGAGAAGUUAAUUUUUGACAACAAAUAUAUGGGUAUGAAUUUAACAAGAAGGAAAAUGACUGAAAAUGAUGAUGGCAGACUCUGGGAGGUUGCUAGUGAGAAACGACAAGCGUUGACCGAUAAACUGUCGGGUUUGGACGAUAAGUUGGCCGACAUCGUUAUCGAACAAGAGUCUUUAGAGAACGUGCCAGCGCAGGCAUUAGUGGAGUCCUUGCGUAACGUUGCUGUGAACAGGAAAGGCGUACCUGUGAUGUUAGGCAGCUCCUACAAGAACAUGGGAGUGCAGCCUCUGAUGGACAGCGUCGUCCUUUACUUACCGUCUCCGAAGAACGUGAAUAAGUCGAAGUCGUAUCGGCACUUCGGGGAUACCCUGGCGGCACGUGUCUUUAAGAUUGUUCAUGACAAGCACAAAGGCCCGGUUACCUUCUUCAGGAUCUACUCCGGCAAUAUGAAGAAGGGCCAAAAACUGUAUAACGUGACGCGCGAGCAGAGUGAACAAUGUGUUCAUUUGUACAUCGCCUGCGCCGACGACUACGAGGAGGUGGCAGAGGUGACCUACGGUAAUAUCGCGGCAGUGGCUGGACUGAAAAACACCGUCACCGGCGACCUGGUGACGACGAGCGCGAGCGCAGCCAGCCACGCUAAGCAGGCCAUGUUGAAGGAAAAUCCCAACCAUACAGAGUACGUGGACAAUUUCUUCGCGUCCGGCGUGAAGUUGCUGGACCCAGUGUUCUUCUGCUCCAUAGAACCGCCUUCUCUGUUGGCGCAGUCGCCCCUCGAAGUCGCUCUUCAGGAAUUGCAGAGGGAGGAUCCCAGUUUACGGGUGAAGAAUGAUCCAGACACGGAGCAGAUCGUCCUUGAAGGCAUGGGCGAGUUACAUAUCGAGAUCAUCAAGGAAAGGAUCAAGAGGGAGUACAAGAUCGACGUAGACUUGGGUCCUCUGCAGAUAGCUUACAAGGAGACGAUCCGGGAUGCUGUGAAAGACACGUUGGUCACCGAACACAAAGUGGGUAAUACAAGUCAUCGGGUCACUAUAACGAUGUCUUUGAUACCCAAUCACAAGGGUCAAGAGAAGCUGCUUUUGGACAAGUCUUGUUCGGACAACGCGUCCAACAUUGACAAAAUUCAUCCACGAAUGAUGAACGCAAUUAAGAAGGGCGUGACCGCUGCAUUAUUGUACGGCGUGAAGCUGAGUUGCCCGGUGAUCAAUGUCGGCGUCAAGCUGCAUUGGCUGGAGUUAGGACGCGGUACUUCGGACACCAUGGUCUCCGCCGCUACCUCGCAAUGUAUUCGGAAGUUGCUGAGAGACGGAUAUACUAUGUUAUUGGAGCCUAUCAUGCGACUGGAGAUUGUCGUGCCGCAGGAAUAUUCUCCGAGCAUCAUCGCGGAUCUAACUCGCAGGCGAGCCGAGAUGCAACAGGUCGAUAUGCGUGGCAACAACAAGGCGAGUAAAUCCGCUUUAUACGUUAGUGUUAGUAAGAAAUUCCAACUGUACGACUCACAGCUUAUGUUAGAUUCGUGUCUUAUGUUACAGGUAAUCGAUGCUCACGCACCGUUAUCAGAAUUAUUGGGAUACUCGACGGCAUUGAGGAUUAUGUCGUCGGGCAACGCGACGUUCUCACUGGAGUUCAGUCAUUAUCAACUGAUGACUGAAGCCGAUGAGGACGAGGCGAUUAGAAAAUCUAAAGGGUUCUAAUAAUGUUACCAUAUUCUAAUAAUGUGAGAACGAAUAAAGAUACGGAGAAUAUAUAA